Thalassophryne amazonica is the source of this 5909-nucleotide messenger RNA. RefSeq names its product transient receptor potential cation channel, subfamily M, member 3 (gene trpm3). Gene Ontology annotation, cellular component: membrane. Gene Ontology annotation, biological process: protein tetramerization; monoatomic cation transmembrane transport. The transcript is spliced from 26 exons. Lineage: Eukaryota; Metazoa; Chordata; Actinopteri; Batrachoidiformes; Batrachoididae. The coding region runs from base 308 to 5749 and encodes 1813 amino acids. Gene Ontology annotation, molecular function: monoatomic cation channel activity. The record is from RefSeq and is a predicted model, not a curated record.
AGAGAAAGGCAGAGCAGGUGAACAUCUGUUGCACAGUUUUAUUUUCAUCAAGAGACCAGGAGAAGGGGAAAAAGUCAUCGAAACUGCUAGAAGAUAGUCAGACAUUUCUCUCAGCUGUUUGUCUGAAUUGCAAAUGAAGGCUUAAAGCGAGAGACGCGCAGAGACGGAUCGACUCAGGCUGCAGAGUUGAUAAGGAAGUGAUGAUGCAACCUGUGGCACUAGUUUGAUUAAGGAGCCUGUAGCAGCCUUCCAGCGUCACCGUGGCUGCUCCACUUACCGCGUAUCCUUGACCACAUUAUCUACACCAAUGGCUUCCAAGAAGAAGUGGGCUGAGCGGAGGGAACUGCGCCGGGAGCGUCCGUUCUCCACUCGGGAUGAUUCUUCUGCUGCAUCUGGAACAUCUGGGCCAGGGCGAGCCACCACCAAGGGACGUUUCUCAGAGUCAUGGAAGAGGAUCAGCUCCAGAGGGGGGUCUACAAAAAGGGGGGUACUCAACUCUCAGCAGCCACUGGCACAGAAAUCAUGGAUCGAGAGAGCGUUCAGCAAGAGAGAAUGUGUUCAUAUCAUAGCAAGCAUCAAAGACCCCCAUAGGUGCUGUUGUGGUCGUCUGAUAGGUCAACAUGUUGGUCUACCCCCGGGCAUCUCGUCCAGUCACAAUGAUAAGGCAGAGCGCUUAUCCAAGAACGACAGCUUGUCUGAGAAAUGGUCAAUCAGCAAGCAUACACAACUUAGUCCCACUGAUGCCUUUGGCACCAUUGAAUUCCAGGGAGGAGGACACUCCAACAAAGCCAUGUAUGUGCGAGUGUCUUAUGACACCAAGCCUGACCUGCUGCUGCACCUCAUGACCAAGGAGUGGCAGCUGGAUCUGCCCAAACUGCUCAUCUCUGUUCAUGGGGGCCUGCAGAACUUUGAAUUACAGCCCAAACUCAAACAGGUCUUCGGCAAAGGGCUCAUCAAGGCUGCCAUGACAACUGGAGCCUGGAUCUUCACUGGAGGGGUCAAUACUGGGGUGAUUCGCCAUGUGGGCGAUGCUCUGAAAGACCACGCCUCUAAGUCGAGGGGGAAGAUCUGCACCAUUGGCAUUGCUCCGUGGGGUAUCGUAGAAAACCAAGAGGACCUUGUUGGUAAAGAUGUGGUGCGUCCAUACCAGACGAUGUCCAACCCUUUGAGCAAACUGACGGUUCUCAACAGUCUCCACUCACACUUCAUCCUGGCAGACAACGGCACAACCGGAAAGUACGGCGCGGAGGUCAAACUGAGACGGCAUCUCGAGAAGCACAUCUCGCUGCAGAAGAUCAACACACGUAUUGGCCAGGGUGUGCCAGUGGUGGCUCUGAUUGUCGAGGGUGGCCCUAAUGUGAUCUCCAUAGUGCUGGAGUACCUCAGGGACACACCUCCGGUCCCUGUGGUAGUAUGUGAUGGAAGCGGCAGAGCCUCAGACAUCCUGGCCUUCGGACAUAAAUACUCAGAGGAGGGAGGCAUAAUUAACGAGUCUCUGAGAGACCAGCUGCUGGUGACUAUCCAGAAAACUUUCACCUACAGCCGCACGCAGGCCCAGCAUCUGUUCAUCAUUCUCAUGGAGUGCAUGAAGAAGAAGGAGCUGAUAACAGUUUUCCGCAUGGGGUCAGAGGAUCACCAAGACAUUGACCUUGCCAUCCUCACUGCAUUACUUAAAGGUGCCAACGCGUCGGCUCCUGACCAGCUGAGUUUGGCUCUAGCUUGGAACAGAGUGGACAUUGCCCGCAGCCAGAUCUUUAUCUACGGACAGCAGUGGCCUGUUGGUUCCUUGGAGCAGGCAAUGCUUGAUGCCUUAGUAUUGGACAGAGUGGACUUUGUCAAGCUUCUGAUUGAAAAUGGAGUCAGCAUGCACCGUUUCCUCACCUUAUCAAGACUAGAGGAGCUGUAUAACACGAGACACGGCCCAUCCAACACGCUCUACCACCUUGUCAGAGAUGUCAAAAAGGGAAACCUGCCUCCGGACUACCGCAUCAGCCUCAUUGAUAUUGGAUUGGUCAUCGAAUACCUCAUGGGUGGAGCAUACCGGUGUAAUUAUACCAGGAAGAGAUUCCGAACGCUAUAUCACAACCUUUUUGGACCAAAGAGACCCAAAGCCAUGAAACUGCUGGGGAUGGAGGAUGACAUGCCAAUCCGCAGAGGCCGUCAGAAGACCACACGGAAACGGGAAGAAGAGGUGGACAUUGACUUGGAUGACCCAGAAAUCAACCACUUUCCUUUCCCCUUCCACGAGCUAAUGGUAUGGGCUGUGCUCCUGAAACGCCAAAAGAUGGCGCUGUUCUUUUGGCAGCACGGUGAAGAAGCCAUGGCCAAGGCUCUGGUAGCCUGUAAGCUCUGUAAGGCCAUGGCACACGAAGCCUCUGAAAACGACAUGGUGGACGAUAUCAGUCAGGAACUGAACCAUAACUCCAGGGAAUUUGGCCAGCUGGCAGUGGAGCUCUUAGACCAGUCCUAUAAACAGGACGAGCAGAUGGCCAUGAAGCUGCUAACAUAUGAGCUGAAGAACUGGAGCAACGCCACUUGUCUGCAGCUGGCGGUCGCGGCUAAACACAGAGAUUUCAUCGCUCAUACCUGCAGUCAGAUGCUGCUGACCGACAUGUGGAUGGGACGCUUACGCAUGCGCAAGAACUCUGGCCUAAAGGUAAUUCUAGGCCUGCUUCUCCCGCCAUCCAUCCUGAGCCUAGAGUUCAAGAACAAGGAUGAGAUGUCCUACAUGCCACAAGAUCAGGAUACUUAUCUGCAGGAGAAAGAGGAGGAGGAACCUGAGAAACCGGUCAAGGAGAAGGAGGAGGAAGACAUGGAGUUCACAGUAAGAUCUUACUGUGAGGCGCAGUACAACUCCGUGGCCAUGCUGGGCAAGGUAACCACGGAGACAUCCAGAAAGAAAGAUGUAGAGGAGGUUCAGAACCGUCACCGCCUCAUUCCCAUGGGACGCAAGAUCUACGAGUUUUACAAUGCUCCAAUCGUCAAGUUCUGGUUCCAUACGAUGGCAUAUGUGGGCUAUCUGAUGUUGUUCAACUACAUUGUUCUGGUGAAGAUGGACCUGUGGCCUUCUCCUCAAGAGUGGAUCGUGAUUGCUUACAUCUUCACCAAUGGCAUUGAGAAGAUGAGAGAGAUCCUGAUGUCAGAACCAGGGAAGUUGUUGCAGAAGGUGAAGGUUUGGCUGCAGGAGUAUUGGAACAUCACAGACCUUAUGGCAAUACUCAUAUUCUCCGUUGGCAUGGUUCUGCGUCUCCAGGAGCCGCCACUCAUGAGCUACGGCCGGGUCAUCUAUUGUGUCAACAUUAUAUAUUGGUACAUCCGGCUGCUUGACAUCUUCGGAGUCAAUAAGUAUCUGGGUCCCUACGUGAUGAUGAUUGGAAAAAUGAUGAUCGACAUGAUGUAUUUUGUCAUCAUCAUGUUGGUGGUGCUGAUGAGUUUUGGGGUAGCACGGCAGGCCAUCCUCAACCCCAAUGAAGACCCAUCCUGGAUGCUAGCCAGGAACAUCUUCUUUAUGCCUUACUGGAUGAUUUAUGGAGAGGUUUUUGCCGACCAGAUUGACCAUAUGCAUAGUAGGAAGUUACAGCAAAGGCUCAAUGAAAAACUCUGGCUUGGUGAAAAUUACUUUCGAACUCACGGAACCUGGCGUAAUAAUGGUCCAUCCCACAUUGCCCAGUGCUGUCAAAAUUCCACCCCUUGCGGGCAGAAUGUCACUGCAGAGGAUGGGGUGGUGGUGGCGCUACCUCCCUGUAAAACAGGUGCAUGGAUCGUCCCAGCCAUCAUGGCCUGCUAUCUGCUGGUGGCUAACAUACUGCUGGUCAACCUACUCAUUGCUGUGUUCAAUAAUACAUUCUUUGAGGUGAAGUCCAUCUCCAACCAGGUGUGGAAGUUUCAGCGCUACCAGCUCAUUAUGACCUUCCAUGAGCGCCCUGUGCUUCCUCCACCCCUUAUCAUCUUCAGUCAUAUAACGAUGGUCCUCAAGCACCUGUGCUGUCGUUGGCGCAAACAUGACGAUGACGAACGGGACUAUGGACUGAAGCUUUUUAUCACAGAGGAUGAGCUGAAGAAAGUCCACGACUUUGAGGAACAGUGUAUAGAAGAGUACUUCAGAGAAAAAGAUGACCGAUUCCACUCAUCUAAUGAUGAAAGGAUCAGAGUUACAUCAGAAAGGGUGGAGAACAUGGCAAUGCGCCUGGAGGAAGUAAACGAGAGGGAGCACUUCAUGAAGGCCUCCCUGCAGACUGUUGACAUUCGUCUUGCACAAAUGGAGGAGAUGAUUGGACGAAUGGCUGCAGUGCUAGAGCGUGUGACGGGCGUUGACCGUGGUGAGGGCCAAAAAGCACGUUCGCGGACUUCUUCUGACUGCACAGACUCAGCAUACAUACUCCGUCAAAGCAGUUUCAACAGCACAGAGGGCAAUGCCUACCGCUUACAGGAAGCACUGGAGGGAGUAGCAGAGGGCUCCAUGUCCCCUCCUUCUCCUACUGGCAUGGCUACACGGACAAGGAGCCACUCAUUUUAUGUUGGAGGUGGGCGUGGGGUUGAAAGAGCAAGUGCACCUGAAAGAGCUGACAGCUUCUUCAAAGAACGAUCACUUAGUCUCCACCGAGCCAACAGCUCACAAUCGGUGUCCUCGGGAGCCGCCACCAAGGAAUCAAAGCCCCUCCCCUUGGCAACGCUUUCAGUCUGCCAACAGCACCGUCCAUCAUCAUGCAUUGAUAUCUAUGUGUCAACAUCUGAGGAGGUAGGGCCUGCUGAGGUCUUCCUGAAUCCACUCCGUGUAGUUCCACCCCUACAGAGAGACUCCUCAGUCCAGUCUGAUACCAUGGAGAUGGUGCUGCAGGCAAGCCGGGACUAUAGCAGUGCUACCACAAGUGGGCUGGGUGAGAGGUUCUCAGAGAUUGGGGCGUGCAGCAGCGUAACAGCUGGAGGCAUGUUUGAUGAUAGUGCGGCUGUUGAUUUGUCACUGUGCUCAGCUCAUCUCUUACCAGACACCGUAUUACCAACUUGGGACAUAGAACCUUCACCUCCGCCUUCAGCAGGGCUGCUUGAGCGCUCCAAGAGCAGCCGCUACCUCUCCACAAUAGGUACAUCUUUCCUGGAUGAGCCUCCUUUGGUCAAAUCCCACAGCCUCAUGUUCACACCAAGAGGCUGCUACAGUGGACUCGGGGCAGGAGUCCAGGUAAAAGCAGCAGAGUACACCAGCAUCACGGACUGUAUUGACACACGGUGUGUUUCAUCUCCCUACACUCCUGUAGAACGCUCUCACUCUCCUGGAGCAUCCACUUCAUUCCCCUUUGACAAACCCCCAGAAGUGGCUUGCUCUCAUCCUGAAAGAGAAGCAGAGCUCAGUCACACAGAGUCUGAUCCAGAGGACCCUGAAGACAUGAUUCCGGUCCAUGAUGCUCCUCAUCUUGGUGGCCUUAGUGGACCUAGCGGGGCCCCUCUCUGCUCCCCCUUCUCCAGACUGGAGAGAGCUAACAGCUGUUCUUCAGAUGACUCCCAUCAUUCUCUCACGCUGGCUCCUCCGCACCGGAAGAGCCUGUCAGUGAGUGAGAGGAUGGAGAGAGGACCGAGUUUGGGAGCAGACAGGGGACCUGUUCCAGGUGGCCGGGGUUUAGGAGGAACCAGGAAUCCAUUUCUUCGGAGCAAGUCUGGAGCUCGGCCUGAACCAGCCAAGACAGACAGCCUUUCCAUGAAGAAGUUGGCUGCCCCAUCAGCUUUUCGCAGCUUUGAAAGACAAAACUACACAUGACAAGGCCACUGGUCACCAUCACAGUCACACUAUGGAAGGAUCAGGAGAGAAAACUGAAACAGCCAAGGGCAAAGUGAAAGUAGGACGAAGUUGCCCAUAGAUGCAGGACUAGUUUUAUAAUUUCUUCUCUUAGGUUUUAGGUGAGAAAAGGUAUUAAAAA